Molecule: messenger RNA, 839 nt
Organism: Pocillopora damicornis (cauliflower coral)
Lineage: Eukaryota; Metazoa; Cnidaria; Anthozoa; Scleractinia; Pocilloporidae
Source: RefSeq, a predicted model, not a curated record
UCCUUCACUAUCUACACAAAAAAGUGUCUACGAGUACGGAGACUUGUGCAAAAUGACAACAGUUAUGAAUCUCUUCCUGCUGAUUGCUUCUUUUCUCUGCAGCUCAGCUGCAGCUGUUCAGCCUUCUUGCACGGAGCUGUAUGCUUCGUACUUUUUGUCGCAGAAUUUCAAUGAGACGAUCGCCCACACAAUUCACUCCAUGAGCGUGCAGGGCCUUCGCCUGUUUAACCCGAGAGCAAAUGAGGAUAAUCGAGUUCCUACUGUGAACCACGACAUCCAUGACGAAAAAAAGCUGGUGCUACCGUUUGCUCCAGAGGAACCUCGUGGGGAAGAUUUCACCACUGAGACGAUGAAUAUCAUGGACGCCAUUUUGAGCCGGAUUGGUAAGGACGAUGACGGCCUGGGUCCGAAUUGGUCUUCAACUGAGCGAAUCGUUCACAAGUUUCACAUGAUUGACGUGUGGCACAGAGUAAGGGAAGUUUACCAAGAAGUGCUAGAAAACCCGCCGCAGGAUGAUCUGUGCACUUGCCUCUUGGACACUUCAUCAAACGGCAUCUACCAGGCAGUUCACUGGGUAGCAGAGCAUUACAAAUCUGGCACACCCAUUACCCUGUUAAACCGACCCAUCCCUAAGCUGAAAGACGCAAAGUCGUGGAAAGUGUGGAAGAGUCGUCUGUUGUACUACUACAAGCGACCGUCAUUGUAUGACAGCAGCUUGUUUCUUUACUGUGCCACUAAGCAUUUCUGAGCCGGCUGUGUUAACCACAGGAAACUCACCUGGCAAUGGGCGUGGAAAUAUUAACUAACGCGCUCAUUGUUGUUGUCCGCUAAACCCUUUG